AUGGCCACAGCUACGCGACAGCCAGACCUAUUUCCACCGACCCCCAACCACCGAGCGCCCAGAGCCGCACCGCUGCCGACCGCCAGCUCGUACGGAGUACCCGUACGAUCAUCCGGAGCAGCUCCAAUCCAAAGGCACAGGAAACCAGUCGCUAGCGUACGAGUACCGCCGUAUGCCCUCAUCGAGGCAGCAAGGAAAACGGAGCCCCGCCCGCAGCCGGCCCAACCGGCCUGCCGCACCAACGGGCGGAAGAGCACACCGGUCGUCGGAAUACGAGUGCAGCGAUCCUCUGCUGUCAACGCGAGGAAGCUGGCGGCACUCUUGACUGACCCUAUCUCGGCCACGCCAACCGACGACCCCAUCGGCAGGAAGGUGGAGUACCCCGCGGACACCGCGCCGAAAGACCAUGGCCGGCCGAAGAAACCGGUACCACCUCCACAUCACCCGACAGCACGACAAAAAGCUAGGGCAACCCUACUGGCCGUGUUCGGCGGGACCCUCUCCAAUCUAAAGGAGGAAGACCACGCACCCGCCACCGACUCCAUAACCACGCAAUUAGCCAGUGCAACGAGACCUGCGAUCACCGAACAAGUGACUUCACCAUCCGCCCCGUCAAUCCAGCCAGCCGCCGCUGUCGACACAAACAAGGGAGCAUCACAAACACCCGCCGCUACCGAGACAGCCGAAGAAGCAUCACAAACACCAGCCGCUCCAAAGGACACACCAACACCCAUAGUCCGUACUCCCGUGACCACCGCACAGCGAUACCUUCCGUCCGUACCGGUGCGCGUUAGUGACGACCUAGUUAUACACGUGCCGUACCACGCCGCAAGAGUGUCGCGAGUCUAUAAAGUGCGGUUGGCGACACGCCACUACACGCUGCGCUUCGAUCGCACCGGUCGUUGCAACUACGUGCGGGAAUUCCCGGUGUAG
Solenopsis invicta (red fire ant) is the source of this 933-nucleotide messenger RNA. RefSeq names its product nascent polypeptide-associated complex subunit alpha, muscle-specific form-like. Bases 1 to 933 code for a protein of 310 amino acids. The transcript is spliced from 2 exons. NCBI's taxonomy places the organism in Eukaryota, Metazoa, Arthropoda, Insecta, Hymenoptera, Formicidae. The record is from RefSeq and is a predicted model, not a curated record.